Molecule: messenger RNA, 3311 nt
Organism: Pimephales promelas (fathead minnow)
Lineage: Eukaryota; Metazoa; Chordata; Actinopteri; Cypriniformes; Leuciscidae
Gene: prmt2ip
Product: PRMT2 interacting protein
Source: RefSeq, a predicted model, not a curated record
GCCGUUCGAUUGGCUAUACGUGCUGCCACCGACAUACUUCGACUGCUAGUGCUAAAUAACCUUUCGGAAAAUAAGAAGCAGCGACGUUAAAGCAGCAUGCUUCUUCUCUCUGCUCUCUUGAACAAUAUUUCAUACGCUCCCAAAUCGUUUGGAUAAUACUUAUGGGUCUUUCAGUUGUCAUGGAUUGGUUGCGGACGGAUAGGAAUUUCAGUGCACGAGAUAUGAUUUAGCUGGGUCAAGUCAGAGCCUGUGAAUCCAAGAUGAGCAGUAAGCAGGGACGGAGCUGCAUCAACCCUGUAGUUCAAAGUAAUAUGGAAGGUGCAGUGGGCACUGUAGUCCCCGUGGGGCACCCUAAAGCCGACCGCCUACAACACUAUUCCCAAGAUAAAGCUCUACCAAUCAGCAGGGCUUAUUUCCCUUACUCUCUCAGUGGACAAGACACUCUUGACUUUCCUUCUCCAUGGGGCUCUUCAAAAACCUGCGUGAGAAAUGGGCCGAGUCCAAGGAUUCGUUCCUCGGCCACGGAGGGGUCAAUUACAAUUCCAGCUGUUUACAGGCCUGAUAAAGUGUCUUUCGCAGUGGAUGUUGGUGGUGGCCGGUGUGCUCUACCGCAAGAGUUGGCAGCGAAGCAAAGAUUGGCCUAUUAUGCCAGCAGUCCCAGACAGCACAGUCCCAGAGCAGCAGGGGUCAUCUCACCAGUGGCAGUUCCCAAGGGUCACAUUGGAGGGUCAGAUGCAGAAAGCUGUGUUGGGCUGGCUAUUCCAAAACCAGUAUACGGUCAUAGCCCCUGCUGCACUGAGCGUGGAUGCACUACAGGGCAUAGCUACAGCAUUGAACAUGGACCUCAUAGGAUGUCCCCUCACAUAUAUGAUGGUGAAUGGGCUGCUCAUUUCAACCGUCUUGCUUACCUGCACAAAAAGGGCCAGGAAGCAUUGAUGCAACAAGGGUUUUGCAGUUAGAGCAUGGUAUGGAGGCUAUAAAGGACGGAAAGACAGAGGGCUACCAUGGUAUCGGAUCAAACGUGAGCAGGAGAGCUCUUCCUUUAAUGGAACCGAGUUAUACUUACAACACUGAACGCCCGUUUGUUGGUGCUACGCCAGAGUACUGCCACCGUGCCCCAAUUCGUCCACAGAUGCACACGGGUCUUCCCUAUGCGUAUGACCCAAGGACUAUGGCACACCGUGGAGUUCCUUCAAAAGUAUAUCAGAACCAUCCUCCAACAUCUAAGUACACACGUAUGCCUCUGUGUCCCAAUGUCUAUUAUCCUCAGAGUCACCCUGAGGCUUACCGAACAGAUCACAAUGCUAUUACAGAUGAGCAUAGUCAACAUCAUCAAAUGAAUCAGUUUCAUCCCCCUCAAGCUGACUUGAUGUCACCGUCCUGCUCUGUUGCCCCCCCACACCAUCAUCUGAUCUCAAAAUAUCCUAGUUAUCAUCCUUACGGGGUGCAUUUAAAUAGUAGCCAAGCACCCAUGCAUGAGCAGCCACAUCCCCCUUUCCAAGUGCAUCAAUCAGAGCGACCACUUGAUUUUUCUAGACGAAGAGUGCAGACACCCGACUCCCCUCGGGAGCUUUAUAGACAGUCUGGAACUUCUGGGGCUUUCCAUCCUACUCCAGCGCACUACAGACGUCUCAGUAACGCCACUACCCUUGAACACUCAGAGAUGUCUGAAACUGGUUUUCCUGUUGUUGGCGGCUCCAAAGAAUUUCCUAUGAAGUCCUCUGAAGAGGUAUUUAAGAACAGGCAUCAUGUUUCAGAUCCACCUGACCAAGAUGUGUUAGCUAAAAGGCACAGAGAGGAACUUGAAACACACACGGACGGUAAAAAGCAAAAGAUUGACUCAACCCAUGAGUUGUCAGAUGAUGAGCCUCAGUCACCGUCCUCCCCACCGAUGCCAGUUAUUAAUAAAGUUUUUAGCUUGGCUCCUUAUAAAGUCUAUUUUGAAGCUACAGGCAUGUCGACUUCCCUAGGAGAUUCAAAAAGUCCAAAGCCAGAGCUUGAAGCGACCCGGCUUAAACAAGAGCCGGAAAUUGAAAACUGUGAUCUAGAACCAAAUUCAGGUGAAAGGGACCUCGGGUUGAAACAAGAAGCCCAAAUGUCACCAGCUAACAGUGACAAUCUAGUUGAAAUUCCAGAUACUAUGAAGAUCAAAAAAGAAAAACUGGAACCAGAUGACGUGUCUUAUCAGUCGGAAAUGAAAGUGAGCAUUGCUGAGGAGAUGAAUCAUGAGGCUCAUGAUCCUGCGGUCAAAGAAGAGCAAAGGGAGUCGGACACAACUAUAUCUGGCUCUCUUCCUUGUCAUGUUGUAGUAAAAAAUGACUUUGAAGAAGAAAGCAACCCACCCUUAGUAGAAAAGUAUGAAUCUUCAGCCACAUGCAAGAAUGCUGUGAAAGAUGACAUGGAGUCAACACCUCCAGUGCCAUUUCCGUUGACUAAAUUCUCUCUCACUAAUAUCCCACCUCAUUGCCUUAAAUUAUCAAAUUUUAAGAUAGUCAUCCCUGCGAUCCUUAAAGCUCCAGCAACACAACCUGUUGAGGUUCCUCAGUCUCCAGUGGAGGACAAACCACUUAUGAGCAGCAGCAAACAUGCCCGUAAUCAGUUUAUGGAGCUUCACCAGUCCCUCUGUAGGCUAAUAUACUGUUGUGUUACUCGAACCCCGUGUCAGGAGCUCAGGGACUGGUUGUGCAAACUGGACCUUCGAGAGUCAGGCAAAGCUCAGAAGGUGUCUUGUCUCUUGGGGUUGAAAAUGAGGGAAUUAUGGCUGAAAGGUGAAGAGAUGGAAGCGUCCCUUCAAAAGGUGGUCUGUCAGCUUCAAAGCUACGUUGAAAGCCGCGAAUGUCCCUUUCCUCAUGUCAUGAGGGCUGGUGCGGUGUUCAUUCCCAUGUUGGUGGUCAAAGAGGUGCUGUUUCCUCAGGUUCAAGGCACAUUCAUAGACCAGGUCCUGCAAGAGCAUCGAGUGGAGCUCAGGCCCACCACCCUCUCAGAGGAGAGGCAGCUCACUCAACUCCACAGAAAGGCUUUCUCUUCGAAACUCCGGAGACUUCUGUCCCUUAAACAUCUGCCAGAUAUAUAUCCUGAUGUCCUCAACCUUCUCUACCAUGACAACGUCUGCAAGUUCAUUGAUUCCACUGCUACAGAUGGUGUCCAAAAAAUGCCCAGGAGCAGAAACCAGCUUAACCUUCAAGAGAGAGAGCACGGACAGCUCAGAUGAAUCGUCCGACUGUGUGGAUGGCACUGAAGGAUUCUACCCGGAGUCCUCCAGACCACUCUCCCCGAAAACCACAUGUGUGGACAAUUAUUGCCCGAAGACA